Misgurnus anguillicaudatus (oriental weatherfish) is the source of this 5737-nucleotide messenger RNA. It is a transcript of the gene arhgap31, whose product is annotated as Rho GTPase activating protein 31. Gene Ontology annotation, biological process: small GTPase-mediated signal transduction. Gene Ontology annotation, molecular function: GTPase activator activity. Gene Ontology annotation, cellular component: lamellipodium. Lineage: Eukaryota; Metazoa; Chordata; Actinopteri; Cypriniformes; Cobitidae. The record is from RefSeq and is a predicted model, not a curated record.
GGAAAGCGGAGUUGGGGGUUUUGUUGGAGGGGGAGGUUGGGUUCAGUUAUAUCCGAACCGCUGGAGAAAAAGCAGGCGGUUAUUUCUCUCCCCUCCCCUCAGAGCUCUGCCCUCCCUCUGCAAAACACUCCAACAUUUCAAACCUCCGGCACGAUUGACCCUACUGAACAAAAUGGCAUGACAAGAACAGAAGACGGAGAGACAGAAGAUCAUCAAAGCAAAGACUUAGAAUAGGUCAAAACAAAGGAAGGGAAAAAACACUGAAGUUCUGUUCAUUUCUUCAAAACUUCCAGAGCUCCAAAGUCAUUUUCUGGGUUCAUUCGGAAGGUUUUUCAGCCAAAGUUUCUUUUGAGAUGCAACACAUCUCACCUCAGGGCCUGAGCAAGGCCAAGAGGGUGGAGAGACCCUGACGAUGAAGUGACGCUGGGCGUGAACCACGCUCCGGAUUCUUCUCCCACACCAGAUCUUUGGUAGCUCACAGUCAAGAUGUGAGCGGAGGAUUUCUUUAGUGCAACGCUUGGACUUCCUGAUUUUGGGUUUUCCUUUUUUUACUUUUCCUCCCUGCUCCGUAGGGCCAAUGGUUGAUUCUGAGGUGUGUUUUCUUUAAUCUGGAUAAGACACUGAGGUCUGAUGAAGAACAAGGCUGCCAAGCAGAAGUCCAAACGAAAAGGGAGCGAGAAUGCGUUCGGCUGUGACUUGACUGAACAUCUGCAGAGUUCGGGACAUGACGUUCCACAGGUUCUGAAGACGUGUGCAGAGUUCAUCGAGCAACAUGGCAUCGUGGACGGGAUCUACAGACUUUCAGGAAUCACAUCUAACAUUCAGAGACUCAGGCAGGAGUUUUGCUCGGAGCUGUGUCCUGACCUCACUAAAGAAGUCUAUCUUCAGGACAUCCACUGCGUCGGCUCUCUGUGUAAGCUGUACUUCAGAGAGCUGCCCAACCCUUUGCUCACAUAUGAACUCUACAAGAAAUUUACAGAUGCCCUGUCGUUUAAAGAGGAACAGGAGCAACUUCGGAACAUGAAGAGCGUCAUUAAAGAGCUUCCUGCUGCUCAUCUCAGAACUUUGGAAUACCUCACCAAACAUUUGGCUCAUCUGGCCACCCUCUGUCACCGGACCAACAUGCACUCUCGCAACCUGGCACUGGUGUGGGCUCCAAAUCUCCUGCGCUCAAAGGAAGUUGAGGUGUCCACCUGUAACGGUGAUGUAGCGUUUCUCGAGGUGCGGGUUCAGCAGUCGGUUGUGGAGUUUAUUCUCAAUCACACUGAUCAGAUCUUUCAUGAUGUUCCACCAUCCAAACCCAGAGAAGGCCCCAGUGUGGCGUGUGGGGAGAAAUACGCCACCUUGCCCGCCACCAUGCAGUGCGGUCCUAUGAAGCUGAUGAGUCUCGAGGAAGCACAAGCUCGCUCGCUCAGUCCAAAUCAUCCGGCAAUGAGAGAGAGACAGAGAGAGAACAGCUUACCAGAUCCCAGCACUGCUGCUAUGUAUCAUACAGUGAUAGAUCUGUCUGACAGCAGAAGGAAAUUCUCUGGAAAGUCAAAGAAGUGGAAGUCUAUCUUCAGUCUGGGACGCUCCGUCAUGGAUUCUAAAGGGAAACUGAGUCGUAAUGGAAGUGUGUUUAUGAGAGGUCCAAAUAUGUCAGAAAAACCUGUGAUACGGCCAUCUAAAAGCAUGGACUCUCUCUGUUCUCAACCAGCAGAUGAGGACAAAGCAUCCACAGCAGGGGGAAGCAAUGGUAUCUUCAUGCCAGCUCUCAAAUCCAGAACACUGGGCUCAGACAUCGACUACAACCUAAACGAGAAAGAUACAAAAUGGGAGUCAGAGCAACAUACGGCCUCAGGAGGACGUCGGAAUGAGAAAGGCCCUCCAGAUGCAUCUCCUUCGUCUUCUUCAUCUCCUCUGCAAAAAACACUUCCAGAACAGCUGAAAGUUUUCAAAGGCGAUGACCGCAGCGGCUGCCAGCCGACGUCUCCCAAAAACCGCAGGAUGUUGUAUUCGGGAUCGACCAAUAACGGAUCAUCAAGGCCGUCUUUUCCAGGUAGCCUGUUUCCACUGGAGUCCUCACCGAGGCAUCAACGGAAGGCCCUGAAUAUUUCCGAACCGUUCGCUGUGUCCGUACCUCUGCGUGUGUCUGCAGUCAUUAACUCUAAUAGUACCCCCUGCAGGGCGCCAGGGAAAGAACGAGACCGAGCUUUAGCGGGACUCUUUAAUCCCUCCAGGGAGGCUGGGCCUUCGGGACCCCGUCGCAGCGAAAGUAUAGGCAGCGCUGGAUUCAGAGUUCCCAUCAGCAGCGGAGGUCUGAAUUUCGGGUUUACAGACUGGGAGGCUGGACUGGGAGGUGCCACUGGCAGUACCGGGCACAGGGAGCACUCGCUCGGUGACAGCAGUGAAGGCAGUAACUAUAGCAACAACAGCUCUUUUCCAAAAGAAAAUGAAGAUAAUCAGACUGGGGAUGACAGAGAUGACAUUACUCUGGGCACAACAGAGGGCACGGACGCAGAAGUGAGAGAACUUAUCGCCAGUGUGCAGAAUUUUGAGCCCCGGUUGCCAUCUGAAACUAAAGCAACAGUCGAUACCAAAAACAAGAAUCAAACCUUUGGAGAUGAACUGGAAUCACAACAGGACAUCAAAAAAUUGGACAAACUGGACAUCGAGGUAAACAGCGAGCAGUCAUCGUCUGGCAUCCAUCAGAAGUUUACUGUCGCUGAUGGUAAAACAAACACACUUAAUGAGACUGUGAAAUCCAGCUUUGCCAAUAUCACUGGAAAUGAUGAUAUGCUGAAUGCCCAAGCAAAAAGGAGAAGUAGUUUGCCCACAAACACUCUCUCAUCAAAGGAACUCAUUCUGGAACAAACCAAAGACUUGAAGGUUGAAAAUUCUGGUGUUACUUUGUUAAAGCCUUUCCCUGAAAGAUUGUUGUCGUGUGAUGGUGGCUGGAAUUACCUGGAUCACAAUGUUGAAAGGACUGAUCACACGAGCCAAGAAUCACAGGACACAAUGACAAACAGUCUGGAAUUUUCCCCAUUUCUCCAUCUUAAGGAAACAGAUAUUCUCCAAGAUGCCGAUCCGUGGCCUUUAGGUGAAGAGGAGUUAAAACCAGAUCUUGAUCGGAAAGAUGAUGCUUAUAAAAGUGAAUCGAGCAGUGAAGUAAAAUCGGACGUCCAUACUGAUCUAUUCUCUGGAUCAAAGGAAAUGUUAGCGAUGCAGGAUAUUAGUGUGCGGGGAAAUAAGGAGGUUAGUCAUGAAACCAGGAAACUUGACUUAACGGGAAGAAUCAAGGGAAGUUUGGAAAGACUCUCAACAUGUCUGAAUGAGCAACAUCUUACUUUGGACACUUUGUGUCAGGAUGAUGCGGGAGACACAUGGGGGAGUCAUUUGGGGGGAUUGGAUCAGGUGGAACCAUGGGAGGACUUCUGUACCGACAAGCAAUGGGUGACGAGCCCUCUGCACUCACCGAAACUUGAGGAUCACUUAUUCGCACCAAGAAAAACUAUACCAUGUCAAGCAACUCAGGGCAAAGCUCUUGACAGACCAAAAGUAGACCAGUUGCCCAACAGCCAAAGAGUCAAAGCUAAAGACCCAGCUGUGGCUAAUGACAUUACAUCAUCUCAAACAUCUGUUCCUGUGACUGCUGUUGCCAAACUUGGAAACUCCAACGUCCAGAAGGAAAAUGAAAGAUGUGCAGAUGUAAAUGUACCUUGUUUGGCACAGAUAACGAAGCUUUCUGAAAACGUUGAGCUCAAAGGUAAAAGUAAACGAGAGAAUCCACAGAUUAGGGUGUUCAAGACAUCCGUAGAUCCAAGCAAGACCACUGGACUGCAAAAUGUAAGCAAAGGAAAACAGAAACACUCUUCUCCCUCUCAGAGAUUUCACCGUCAGGCAUCACACGAGUCCUGUGUCAAGGAAAGACAUAACGAAAACCUUAUACCCAGACACAGACCAUGCUCCCUAAACCUUGAUUUGGGACACAAAGGUGUCAGAGACAUUUCAAAUUGUCACUACCUAAAACAAAAUGCACGGGAAGCGGUGGACCCACAAGAGCAUCCUGGUGGAUCAUCUCUGGAGUUGGACCUGUUCCUAAGCUGCUCUCAGGCACCCAUGCGACGCAACUCGGCACCAGUUAGCGUUUCUUCGGUUCGCACUGCGUUCAUGAUUAAAACCUGUCAGGCCAAAGCUGUGCCUGUUAUUCCACCAAAAAUUCAGUACAGCCACAUACCUCAUCCCCCACCUUCUGAGCAAAGCCAUAAAAGCCCCACCAAUAAGAAACCUGUAAAGAGCAAGCUGGGGAAAGCCGGUUCUGCGCCACCUCUCCAGAAAGUCCGAAAUUCCAAAGAGGAGCAGAAGAGUUGUGAGCCACCACGCCAGAUGUCCAAGGAGAACGUAAAUGAGACUUGGAAACCAACACCCAUCCCAGAUCUCCCAGUACUGCGAAGGAAGCGAUCUGCUAACGGGGACACGUUUAUGGACCGCCCUAGACCCGAACGUUCAUCGUUGCUUCAAAGAUCGUCCUUCAGAAACCGUCCGAGGCCUCAAAGCCUUAUUCUCUUCAGCCCCCCGUUUCCAAUCAUAGACUAUCAUUCGGGAGGAGGAGAUGAUAAACUGGCCCUGUCACCUAUUAAAGCCGAAGUCUCACCGUUUGAUGUCUACGCAAAGGAACUUGCCGAAAACUUCAGUACUCCUGAGGGGGUGACUAUGCGUAACAAAAUGACUUUGCCAAAGAGCGGACAGAGGCUGGAAACCUCGACCAGUUGCUUCUACCAGCCACAGAGGAGGUCCAUGAUAUUUGACAACAGAAGUAACAGGCAAAUUGAGUGACCAUCGAGUGAUAACUAAAGAAUCUUUAGGGGUUAUCAUGCAUACAUAACAGAACACACAUGAUGCUCGGAAAUCAAGGUGCCAUUCCUGAUAAAACAGAAGUAUUGUAAGUAUUGAGCUUUGUGUAAAAUGCUGCUGCUAAGGAUUUAUACUAGAUAUGUAUUUCUAUGUUACUCUUUGAGAACUAAAACAUGCCUCAGGAGAUGCCUAGGAAAUUUAGCAGACUCCCGUAUGUCAAUACCAAAUGUAUGUCCAUACUGUAUCCCAACUGAAAUGGACCCAUUCCUUUCCCAAAAGCUUUAAUGUCUGUUGCUAUUUUAUCUUGCUUGUUUACAAUUGAAAAUAUAAAAUGUCUUUAAUCUACAUGAUUGAAUAUGACAUUGAGCAUGACUACCAACAAGAACAUUCAACUAUUACAAUUGUUUUUGUACAAAAAUGGCAACAACCAUCAUUUAUUUAUUCUGCAGUGUUUUGUUUUAUUGUCAUACUUUUUUAUUUUCAGUAUUGUAUACAAAACUGUACAAAUCGAUUUGUACAAAUGUUUAAAGUAUGGUUUCAAGACGGUUUCAAAUAAGACCUGGAUAUUUCCAACAUUAAUUCCUGUUCUGCUCUACCUUUUGUUGGUCUGUAAUUACAGUUUUAAUAUUUUCAAAUUAUGUGGUUAACUAGUUAGAGAUUUAUAAAGAAAACUAUGUGAUGUUGAGAUGGCAAAAAAUGGGAAAUAUAAUGAAUAUUUUGUUAUAUAGAAACUGUAAAGCAGAAUAAUUUGGGCGAUACAUUUUGAAUCAGGCAGUGAUUAUGAAAGCUGUCAGUUAUUGUAACCAAAAACAUUAACAUUGUUAUCUGCCCUUAAUAAUCAAAUGGGAUUUAUUGUAUGUAUAUUCCUUCCAAAAAAUAUAUAAUAAAAAUACUUUAUAUGUAA